AAAGGGGAUUGGGUCUAGACAUCGUGACAAAAGAGGGUGGGUUAGUACUGUUGUGAAGGGGGGUUGCUCAGGAGCCCCACUAUUAAACGCAAGUGGUGAGCUAGGAAGGAGCGUGUAAUUUAUUGUUGGUUACUUUCUGGAAGACACAUUCAAUCAGGAUGCCAGAGCCGGUCCAAAAAACAGUCUCAGCAUUUGCCAAGAAACCAAAGACUCAGGUGGCAGAGGAAGGGGCAACAGUGGUUUUUGAGACAGAGACAGAGAAGCCUGAUGCGAAGGUGAGAUGGCAGUGCAACACAAAGGACCUUGUCUCGGACGACAAGUAUGUGAUCAAGGCAGAUGGAAACAAGCACUCACUUACCAUCCAAGAAGUCACCAAGGAGGACGGCACUGCCUAUGCAGUGAUYGCCGGAGGGUCAAAAGUCAAGUUUGACCUAAAGGUGAAGGAGAAAGAAGUCAUGGAGGAAGUCAAAUUGGAAUUGAAGGAGAAAGUGAAGGAGAAGAAAGAGGAAGCCCAGGGUGGAGCAGGGGACCCAGCAGCUUCAGAUCCAGCUGCUACAGACACUGAAGCUCCAGUGGAGGCCCCAACCCCAGCAGAGACCCCUGCAGCAGCGGACACUACACCAGCAGCACCUCAGCCAGGUGCCAAUAUACAGGCACAUGACACUCCAGGAUUUGAUGAAAGUCAAGCCCCUGACACGAAGACAGACCUCACUGGCCUGUUUACAGAGAAACCCCAGAGUGGGGAGGUCGCUGUGGGUGAGAACAUACAUUUUGUGGCUAAAGUGAAUGCUGCUUCACUGCUGAAGAAGCCCACCAUCAAGUGGUUUAAGGGGAAGUGGAUGGACCUGGCUAGCAAGUCUGGAAAGAACCUGCAGCUCAAGGAGCUUUAUGAUCGUAACUCUAAGGUCUACACCUUUGAGAUGCAGAUCAUUGCAGCCAAGCCCAGCUUCGCUGGAGCUUACAGGUGUGAGGUGUCAUCCCGGGACAAGUUCGACAGCUGCAACUUUGACCUAACUGUGCAUGGUGGGUGCCCUCACACACAGGGUUUUGACAUCAGGGCAGCUUUCAGGCGCACCAGUAUGGAUGGAAGCGAGGAAGCAGGAGAGUUGGACUUCAGUGCCUUGUUGAAGAAAAGAGACAGUUGUUUUAAAGGUUCACCAGGUCAUCGUGCCUCUAAGUCCCAGGUCAAAAGUSAGCCUGAUGAGGAUGUAUGGGAAAUCCUCCAGAAGGCUCCAGCCAGUGAGUAUGAGAAGAUUGCCUUCCAGUAUGGCAUCACAGACCUGCGUGGGAUGUUGAAGAGGCUGAAGAAGAUGAAGAAGGAGGAAAAGAAGAGUGAAGUUUUCCUAAAGAAGCUGGACCCUGCCUACCAGGUAGAAAAAGGGCAUAAAAUGAAACUAUGCAUUGAUGUGGCCAAUGAAGACGUAGAUGUAAAAUGGUUGAAGAAUGGGCAAGAGAUUCAAUCAACUGGAAGCAAGUACAUCUUUGAGAGUGUUGGCAACAAGCGAUACCUCACCAUCAACCACUGCUCACUGUCAGACGAUGCCACAUACACUUGUGUGGUCGGAGAUGAGAAGUGCACCACAGAGCUCUUUGUCAAAGAGCCUCCUGUCACUAUUACAAGUAAUCUGGAGGACCAGAUGGUCAUGAAGGGUGAGCGGGUGGAGUUAGAGUGUGAGGUGUCAGAAGAAGGGGCUACUGUCAAAUGGGAGAAAGAUGGUGUGGAGCUGACAAGGGAUGAGUCCUUCAAGUACCGCUUCAAGAAAGAUGGCCGCAAGCACGUCCUCAUCAUUAAUGAGGCAACUAAGGAGGACUGUGGCCACUACACAGUUAAAACCAAUGGCGGUGAAUCUAUGGCUGAAAUCAUGGUGUCGGAGAAGGAACUGGAGGUGUACCAAAACAUUGCUGACCUCACGGUGAAGGCAAAGGACGAGGCUGUGUUUAAGUGUGAGGUCUCAGAUGAGACUGUGAAGGGUAUCUGGUACAAGAAUGGAGUGGAAGUGAAGGCCGAUGCCAGGACCCAUAUUACACACAUUGGCAGGAUCCACAAGCUCACUAUUGAUGAUGUCAAACCUGAGGACCAGGGUGACUACACCUUUGUUCCAGAGGGAUACGCAUUCAACCUCUCAGCCAAACUCAACUUCCUGGAGGUCAAGAUCGAUUAUGUGCCUCGCCAAGAUCCUCCAAAGAUCCACCUUGACUGCAUGGGUCACACGGCCGACUCCACCAUAAUGGUGGUGGCUGGGAACAAGCUGCGACUGGACGUGCCCAUCACUGGAGACCCAGCGCCUACUGUGGUCUGGACAAAGGGAGAAAAGGUGAUGACAGAGGGAGAUGGAAGGCUCCACGUGGAGAGCACCAAGGGACACUGUAUCUUCACUAUUGAGGGAGCGGAUAAACAGGACGAGGGCCUCUACUCUGUGAUUGUGCGGAACCCUGCUGGGGAGGACAAAGCUGACAUUAACGUCAAAGUUGUUGAUGUGCCAGACCCUCCCUCGGCCCCAAGGAUCCUCAGUGUUGGAGAGGACUCCUGCGUUGUCCAGUGGGACCCCCCUAAGUCAGAUGGUGGCAACCCGAUCAUUGGCUAUGUGCUGGAGAGGAAGAAGAAGAAGAGCUACAGGUGGAUGAGGCUGAACUUUGACCCCUACACUGAUACUACCUAUGAGGCCAAGAGGAUGAUAGAGGGUGUGGAAUAUGAGAUGCGUGUCUAUGCAGUGAACGCCAUUGGCAUGUCAUGUCACAGCGCUGCCUCACAACCUUUCAUCCCAGUGG
Salvelinus sp. IW2-2015 is the source of this 2769-nucleotide messenger RNA. The record is from RefSeq and is a predicted model, not a curated record. Lineage: Eukaryota; Metazoa; Chordata; Actinopteri; Salmoniformes; Salmonidae.